AUGCAGGCGCGUGCUCGGUCGUGGGUCCAGCGCGAGGUGGAGGUGCCCGAGCUGCUGAUCGGCGACGUGCUCGCCAUCGUCGUCUUCGCGCUCUGGCGGCAGCUCGCCAGCAUCGCCCUCGCGCCGGACUUUCCAGGAUGGCUUGCGCCGCUCGCGUUCAACCCGGGGCGCUUCGUCGAACUCGCCAACUUCGUCGCCACCCUCGCAGGCACGUGGGCGGCGGCCUCGCUGAUCCUCGGGGGCUACCGGCGCGAGAGCCUGACGUCCGUGCCCAAGAUGCUGCAGACCACGUGCCAGGUGUGGCUCGUGGCGCUCCCGGUCGCCCUGGCGUGGCUCCUCGUGUCCGUGCUCGCCGAGAACGGCGCGCUGGUCGGGGAGCCGCUGACGACGUCCCUGCCGCUCGCGCUACGCGGGCCGAUGGAGCCCGCGGGCAUCGCGGCGGGCAUGCUCGGGCUGAUGGCCGCGUGGCGGUCGUGGUACACCUUGUACCUGGGAGACCCCUGGGGGAGUCCGUGGGAGACGGAGGUGUGGCGGCAGUCGUCAGCGGGGUUCGUGCGGGCCGUGCAGGUCGCUCUGGUGAUCGCCGUCGCGUGUCUGAUGGGCCUGGAAUAUUUCGAGAAGGUGUUGAUUGGGCAGGCACUGUAA
Molecule: messenger RNA, 645 nt
Organism: Pedinophyceae sp. YPF-701
Lineage: Eukaryota; Viridiplantae; Chlorophyta; Pedinophyceae
Source: the annotation of a GenBank genome assembly